AUGCCGGUCAACGAGUUGCCGCUGGAGAUACUGAGCCAGAUCCUGGGCCUAGUUACCGCUCCAGGGGGGACCGAACGACUCGACAGGCACCAUGCUGAGCAUAUCUCUCGCGCGCGGCUUGUGUGCCGUCAGUGGAACUCUUUGGCUGUUCGGCAUCUCUUUCACACCAUCACCCUUCGUCAUGGGGAGGGCGUAGGUGACUUCCGGACGUGGCAUCAAAUGCUUGAUAGCCCCGUAGUCCGAGACGUCGCAAGGGCUGCCGUCAUUGAAACUUACCCGGAGACCCUGUUCGAAGUUGAUUUUGAGGCGUUCAGUGCCUGGGAAUCAGAGGGUGUCUACCCUGCUUUCACCCACGCCAUCAACAGAGUAUUGGAGCUGGGUAAGCUCAAGACAGUGCAAGUCAGCUUCUCAGAGCACUGUGCUGGACUUGAAUACGAGAACGAAGCCAGCGGGAUGUACUUUGAAACACCGUCAUCUCGAAACCACACCCUCAGAGCUGUAUUCUCAGCUAUCCGCCAACGAGCCAAGGACCUAGAAGUCAGCAGAAUUACCAACUUGGUGUUAGUAAAUCUGCAGAACCUCCCCAACCCAGAGUUUGUGACGACGGAUUUAUUCCGAGAUGUCAUGAAAGAUAUAAAUCACCUCAAACUUCAGAUUGCGAACGAGGAUACUGGGGUAGGGACAACCAAUGGACAGCUGUGGCAAAUCGAGCGCCGCUUAUUUGAGCCAUUUCUACACCAAUACUGGCUUACCCCCCUUGCCGACCAGCUCACGAAACUGGAUAUUGGGUUCAAUGAGCUCUGGGGUAGCAUACCGGCGUACUUUGAUGGUGAAGGUCUUCUGUUCUCACGCCUAAGGAAUCUCAGGCUUUACAACUUUACGAUAUCACACCAUAAGCACUUUGACUGGGUACUGGCUCAAAAGUCACUCAAGUGUCUGAUACUGAAAGACUGCUAUAUUGCCACCUAUUUGGUACUAGCGAAAUCUGAUCUAGAGGAAUGGGAGUUGCCGACGCACGACUGGGACCGAUUUCCCGAUGGAGCAUUCGGUUUUAGCCGCGAGGCGGAAGCUGUCUAUAGCUUUAACGGGACUUGGAAAACGAUCUUCAACCGGAUUGAAGAGGAGCUUCCCCAUCUCUUAACAUUUCGAGCGCACUAUGGAGCCGCUGAGAAAUCUGCCAGUAGCGAGCUCAACCUCUUGAGCCCAUCUCGUUAUAUUGUUUUUGAAUACGGGACGACACCAAGCACUUGGGUUGAAGCCGACAUACAGACCGGGGAGAUGAUAUUUGGGGAUAACAAUCCAAGUUCGCUGCCACGAAGGUGGAUGGAUGGCCUUAUGCAUCCCCUGAAGAGGCGUAAAUUGAACGUUGCUAAGUACAGGCAAGAGGUGGAUGGCAUUGCAUUGGACAGUUUGGUCAAGAUAUUGAGACAACGUACAUACUAUCAAUAG
This is a messenger RNA of Clonostachys rhizophaga, 1449 nucleotides long. Lineage: Eukaryota; Fungi; Ascomycota; Sordariomycetes; Hypocreales; Bionectriaceae. The record is from the annotation of a GenBank genome assembly.